Messenger RNA from Humulus lupulus (European hop), 2347 nucleotides. Its product is annotated as aspartic proteinase PCS1-like. Gene Ontology annotation, biological process: proteolysis. Bases 373 to 1659 code for a protein of 428 amino acids. The transcript has a single exon. Gene Ontology annotation, molecular function: aspartic-type endopeptidase activity. The record is from RefSeq and is a predicted model, not a curated record. NCBI's taxonomy places the organism in Eukaryota, Viridiplantae, Streptophyta, Magnoliopsida, Rosales, Cannabaceae.
ACAUAUAUAUAUAUUUAUAUAUGCAUGCAGCAUGCUGGAAAGAGAAGGUGAAAAGGUAGCUUAAUACUAAUAUUGUGUGUCGUUUAUCUUCUGCACCCAGAAGAACCAGUGAAAACCCAAAUCUAAAAGAAAGACGGAAAAAAAAAACUCAUUUUGUCAUGUCCUUAGUUCUAUUGUCAUUAUUCCAAACUAGACACUAUAGCCUUCGACUUAAGCAACCAAACACACACCUACACACACACACACACACACACACACACACACGCUUAUUAUUAAAGUCUUAAUAAACCCACCAAAUCAGAAAAACAGAGCUUCGGACUUCUCCCAAAACCUCGCAGUGUCCUCAUUGCUUCUUCCAUUGUUCAUUUAGCCAUGAGUAUCUCGCUCCCUCUGCUCCAACUUAUCACCAUUGUUAGCUUUCUCAUCACACAAACUCUAUGUUCUUCUUCGUCCAUGAACACACUCAUUUUGCCAUUGAAACUCCAGACGGUCACGAAGCCAUCGAGCAAACUCCCCUUCCACCACAACGUCACGUUGACCGUCACGUUAACCGUCGGCUCGCCUCCACAGACCGUUACCAUGGUGCUUGACACUGGGAGUGAGCUUUCGUGGCUUCAUUGCAAAAAAGCCCAGAACAUCAACUCUGUUUUUAAUCCACUCGCUUCGUCUUCUUAUUCCCCUGUUCCUUGCUCCUCCCCAAUCUGCCGAACCCAGACCCGGGAUUUCUCCAUACCCGUCUCAUGCGACCCGAAAAAGCUCUGCCACGCCAUGCUCUCCUACGCCGACGCCUCUUCCAUCGAAGGGAACCUUGCCUCUGAAACUUUUUAUAUUGGGUCUUCGCCUCGACCCAGAACCAUUUUUGGGUGCAUGGAUUCCGGGUUCAGUUCCAACUCCGAAGAGGAUUCAAAAACUACUGGGCUCAUCGGCAUGAACCGCGGCUCCUUAUCGUUCGUCUCCCAAAUGGGCUUUCCUAAAUUCUCCUACUGCAUAUCGGGCCGUGACUCGUCCGGUUUUAUACUCUUCGGCGAGGCAAGUUUCGCUUGGCUCGGACCCUUGAAAUACACUCCUUUAGUUAAAAUGUCAGAACCAUUACCGUACUAUGACCGAGUCGCUUACACAGUCCAACUCGUGGGGAUUAAAGUGUCGAACAAGCUAUUACAGCUUCCAAAAUCGGUUUUCGUACCGGACCAUACCGGGGCAGGGCAGACCAUGGUUGACUCUGGGACUCAGUUCACAUUCCUACUUGGACCGGUUUACACGGCGUUGAAAAACGAGUUCGCACAGCAAACGAAGAGUUUAGCUCCCCUUUUAAACGACCCAAAUUUUGUUUUCCAAGGGGCCAUGGAUUUGUGCUACCAAAUACCACUGACUCGGCGGAGUUUCUCCGAUUUUCCGACGGUGACUCUGAUUUUCCAAGGCGCCGAGAUGAGUGUGCCGGGCGAUACGCUGUUGUAUAGGGUACCCGGUAUGAGGAAGGGCAGUGAUUCGGUGUACUGCUUCACAUUUGGGAACUCUGACCUUUUGGGAAUAGAGGCCUUUGUGAUUGGUCAUCAUCAUCAGCAGAAUGUGUGGAUUGAGUUUGAUUUAGUCAGGUCUAGGGUCGGACUCGCUGAGGUUAGGUGCGAUCUAGCGAGUCAAAGACUAGGUUUGGGCCCCUAAACGUUGAAAUGGUAGAAAACCCAAAAAAGAUCAAGCAGUGUUCGGCAAAAUUGUUUGUCAUUUUAUUUAAGUUUAGGUCGGGUUGGUUGGUCGUCCUUGAUCAAGGUCCCACAUAAGUGGAAUUACACUAAUCAUGAGAUGCCACGUGUGGUGUCUUGGCCAUUGUGUCUACAAACGUGGUGCUCCAGUGUUCCAAAAGUUGGCUAAACAUGAGUAUGGGAUGUUAGAAAAGAAUCUUCUUGUGUGCCAAGGCUGCAUAUCGCUGACUCUGAGUCUGAGGCAGCAAAGUGAAAGGCAUUUAAUUUAUGGGGAAGAAGAAAAUUGACGAGUAAUGAGUGUUUUGUUUGGUUGUUAAUUUUUAAUUGGUGAGCAGGUGAGAUUUGGCAGGUUUUGGUUUAUGGAUUUGGAGCUAACCAUGAUGUGAUUGGUGCCCUACAGCUUGGUUUGGAUUAGCAGAUGUGUUAUAGAUGGAGUUUUGCCCAUUGCAAUGGAGCCAUUCAACCAAAUAAGCCAAGAGGAUUAGGAGAGCUGUGCACCACCACAAUUUUGCCAAAGGUCACUUCCAUAAAAUUAAUACCAUUGUGGAUUUUACUAUAACUUCUUAAUCAAUACUGUUGUCUACUUGAUACGGAUUGUUUGCUACAACAUCAAUCCAUUUUUUAAGUUAAAAUCUUAAGCAAUAUUUAUA